GGGGGGGAAUGGAGACACGGACAGACGGACACGGGGACACGUGGCAACACGGACGUGGGGACACAGACAGACAGAUAUCAUGGGGACAGGUGGAAACCAUGGGCAUGGGGAAACAGGGAAUGGACUAACGGACACGGACAGAUGGACACGGGGUCAUGAGGAUGCAGACAUGGGGAUGUGGACAGACAUGGGAAAAGAUGGAAACUUGGACAUGGGGACAAGAGGACACGGACAGACGUACACAGGAGUGUGGGGAUCUGGGGACACGGAAACACAGGCAGACACACGGACAUGAGGGCAUGGCCAUGGACAGACAGACGUGGAAGCAGAUGGGAACACAGACACGGGGACAGACAGAAGUACAUGGUCAUGGAUACGUGGGGACACACGGCCACGUAGGUACAUGGAGAUGGGACACAGACAGACACGUGGCAGUGUGGACACACGGACACAGGCUGUGACACGCGGUGUCACACGCAGUGACAGUCACACCAUCACACACACACUCGUCACACGCAGUACAACAGCUGUAGGGUCACAACCCCCCCCCAGUGCACACUCACAGCAUCACAACUCAUUGCACACCCACAGUCACACAGCUACACACAGCUACACGCAGUGACACACACACGGUUGCACACACACCCUAUUGCACACUCACACCCUAAAGCCCCAUAACGACCCUCACACGGCGGUUUUGGGGCGCACCCACACGAUGACCCCCCACACACCUCACACCCAUUACACAGGAAUAGGGUCGCACACCCGCCGUUGCACACUCGCAGUGACACGCAGUCACGUGGUUACACGCGCACCGUCACACCCGGCGGGGCCGUUACGCCGUUAUCCGUUCCGGGAUGGCGGCACCGGGACCGGAGGCACCGGGAGCGGAGCGGGGGCCGUCCCUGCGCCCAUCCGUUGAGCGGUACCUGCGGGAGCGGCCGGAGGUGGUGAUGCUGCUGCGGGGGCUGCUGAGGGAGGUGAUGCUGCGACGGCCCCACAACAUCCUGGAGUUCGCUGCAGGGUACUUCACAGACCCAGAGCUGCCACGGAGGAUUUGGGAUCAGCUGGAGACCCCACAGCGGCCACAGUGAUGGUGACACUCCCCCUCUCCCCCCCCCCCCGUGUGACAGAGCAGUGACAGGAA
Messenger RNA from Phasianus colchicus (ring-necked pheasant), 1147 nucleotides. It is a transcript of the gene RIIAD1, whose product is annotated as regulatory subunit of type II PKA R-subunit domain containing 1. NCBI's taxonomy places the organism in Eukaryota, Metazoa, Chordata, Aves, Galliformes, Phasianidae. The record is from RefSeq and is a predicted model, not a curated record.